AUGGGCAGCCUAACCCCAGUCCCGGACCAAGAAACCCCCACCGGCGAGGUUGUCCCCGGCCCGGCGCCGCCACCGGACCCAUCCCCGGCAACCCCCCGUGUCGCAGCGUCGGACAUCGACCUCAUCCCCUGGGACCACGACUCGGCCGAGCACCACGCCCGCCUGCUGGCCCAGCGCAAGGCCUGCGGGUGGCGCACCGACGAGAUGGACGAGUGGGGGCGUCUGUCGCGCGAGGGGAGCAAGACCUUCUACUGGAUCCGCGACAUCCUCGCCAAGCACGCGGCCCGCUUCCCCCACGAGUCGGCCCCGAUCCUCGACACCGCCGCCUCGGCGUGGGGCCUACCGCGUCAACCCCCGCCGCCGCCGCCGCCGCCGGACCGGAGCCCGAGGAGCUUCGUCCCCGUGGGCCACUUCGCGCUCGUCCGCAGCCGGCCCGAGGAGGAGGCGCGCAUCGGCCUCGCGGGCCAGCGCGCCGCCUGGGUCUGCCACCUGUACGUCUCGUGGGCGCUGCAGUCCUUCGGGCUCGGCAAGGCCGGCAUGCUCCGCCUCGAGGACGAGGCCCGCGCGCCGCCGCUCGAGGCCCCCGUCAUCGCGCUCGACACCAUGCCCGCCGAGUACCAGAUGCGGCCCGACCUGAUAGAAAAGCUGUACAUCCAGCAGGGGAACCCUGCUCCCAGGAUGUCCAACCAGCACUGGUAUGAGAGACUGGGCUACGAGACUUUCUUCCAUGAACAGGGAGCCUACUUGUGGCUGAACCCUGCCACGGGCCAAAAGGAGCCCAUAGACGUGGCCUACUUAAAGAAGGUGCUUAAAUGA
Messenger RNA from Thyridium curvatum, 816 nucleotides. RefSeq lists its product as uncharacterized. The transcript is spliced from 3 exons. NCBI's taxonomy places the organism in Eukaryota, Fungi, Ascomycota, Sordariomycetes, Thyridiales, Thyridiaceae. Bases 1 to 816 code for a protein of 271 amino acids. The record is from RefSeq and is a predicted model, not a curated record.